This is a messenger RNA of Lolium perenne, 1390 nucleotides long. RefSeq lists its product as uncharacterized. The record is from RefSeq and is a predicted model, not a curated record. Gene Ontology annotation, molecular function: kinase inhibitor activity. Gene Ontology annotation, cellular component: plasma membrane. NCBI's taxonomy places the organism in Eukaryota, Viridiplantae, Streptophyta, Magnoliopsida, Poales, Poaceae.
GCACACAUCCAGAUACAAGAAGAGCUACACAAACACAUGAUCUCUGAUCUACUGGGUGUGAGUGAGUGAGCACAAUUGCACAAGACAAUCCCUGGAGUGGAGGAAUCAAUCAGCCUCCAAGACCACAGAGGGGGCCACGCCCGCGCCCCAACCCCAUUCUGUUUUCUUGGAUUCCUCCCUGCCGCUGCCAUCGCCUUGCCCAUAAUUUUUGUUCAAACUCCUGACACUGCCCCCCUUCCCCUCUUAACUCCCGGACUGCCGAGCCAGCCAUCGGAGCGAGCCAUUGCUUUGCUUGACCAGCUUCCUUCCUCUGCUUUCCUCCCCCGGCAAUGUGCCCUAGAGCAACGGCCGAGCACGGCGGCGCCGCGAUGGCGAUGACGAGCGCGCACUCGUUCGGGGAGGAGGAGUACAUCGACCUGGAUCUCAGCUCCUGCGGGGAGUACGAGUUCCGGGUGCGCCGGAGCAAAGCGCCCUGCGCGGAGGAGACGACCUGCCGUGGCAGGACGCACAGGGUGGCGCCGAGGCCCGGUGGCAAGCUCCCUCACGCUGAAGCCACCGCUGGUAGCGGCGGCGGCGGUGGCAGGAGGAGCACCGCCACGGUCGCGCCGCUGCAGCAGUCGCAUGACGUCCGCGGCGCGCAGCCGGCGAGGGCAGCGCGCGGGAAGGCCGUGCGCGCGAGGCUGCAGGCGUCGCGGGCCUUCUUCCGGUCGCUGUUCGCCAGGACGUCCUGCUCCGACCACGAGUGGUGCCGCGGCGGCGCUGGCGUCCCGUGCCCUUCCGGGAGCGUUAGCGGCAAGAAGGGCCCGUUUGGGCAAUUCAAGAACGGCGGCAGCGGCGCGGGUCCGACGACGCUGAGGAGCAGCAUCGAGCAGGAGAAGGAGGAGGAGGAGGAGCAUGCGGCCAGCAUCCGGCAGCGCAAGUCCUUCUCCGGCGUGAUCAGGUGGCGGCCGUCGACGACAAGAGCACCCGCGCCAACGCCGCCGCCGCCUGUGUCCUCGACGAGGCGGAAGUCGUGCGGGAGCGUCCCCGCGGCGCUGACGAGGAGCAGCAGCUGCCGGUCGGAGUGCGAGCCGGAGGGGCUGAUCCAGGGCGCCAUCGCCUACUGCAAGCGGACGCAGCAGCAGCAGCGCGUGCUCGCCAGGAAGAGCGUCUGCGUCAGCGACGCCACACUCUGCUCCUCCUCCUCCUCCUCCUAGGACUCCAUCCAAGCAAGCUCUUCUCCGAGCCUAGCAAGUAGCGACCCGAAUUCCCCACCUGUGUAGGUAGUAGCCUGCUACGUGUGCAUGAGAAAAAAAGGCUUUGCAUAGCGAUCACAGUGACAAUAAUGUGAAGUGCUUCUGUUCCUUUUCCAUCUCAUUAUUAGUAGGACAUACGGAAAUUCGCUUUGGAA